UCAUAUUAAAUACUAAUAAUUUUUUAGUAAGGAAAAUAUGUUUCCUAAUUCAAAGAAUAAUAGAAAGUCAGGCACAACAAACCAAUAUAAAGAACCCCUAAUUAAAUUUCGUAACUCUGAUGAAUUAGCUAAAGCUUUAAUCAAAUCUACAGAAGAAAGUGAGUCAUUUUUGAAAGGAAAUACUUUUGAUAAAAAUGUUGAGAGACAGUUGAAAAUUCAAGAAAUUCCAAAAUCUCGUAAAAAGGUCCAGUUUGCAAAAACUAGACAUACUAAUCGUAGAAGUAUAACAUCCGGGCCAAUUAAAGAAACACCUAUCAUUGAUACAGAUUUUAACUCAGAUUUGGAGGAGCAUUCGAUUAUCGAUGGCGCUCCAAUCUUAUAUCCUUCAUUCUUGCAAAAUCGAAACUACAAUGAAGAGCUAAAUGUUCAUUCUCAAAAAGCUUUUAAGAAAUUGCUUAACAAUAAGUUGCCUCUUGAAAGUAAAUACAACUCUUUAAAAGGAAAACACUCUGCUACAUCUUAUAAUCGCAAGACGAAAAUUGGACCCACUACCAUUAGUGCAAAAGGUAUUCCAAACACUGAAUUUGUAGGUUACCUUCCGGAUUAUAGCGAGAACUCAGAAGAUGAAAAAAUCAUAUAUGGCACAGCUGAAGAUUUUUUAAAAAAACCUCCGAAUAUUAAUUUUGUAGGAAACUUACUGCAAAACUCUCGGCUAAGCACGAAGGAAUACAUUUCUGACAGCUCCGAAGAAGAAGAAACUGCAUAUGGCUCUGCCGAGGAUUUUUUGAGGACAAGUAAAAAUUUUAAUUCUGUGGAAAACUCCUUACAAAACCUACCAACUACUAAAGAUGAAAUAUCUCACUUUAAAUCGGAGGAUUCUGAUCAAUAUGAUUACAUACCCAAAAAAGAGAAAAAUAUGAAUACAGUCAUGGGUUUAUCAAUUAAAAGAAAUGGGGAAUUGUGUUAUCCAAAAGUUUUAACUACGCCACCUAACAUAAGUAGAUAUUUAAUGGACGAAAACUUAAAAGAUACUGAUUUGAAUUUAAAUCAACAGAAAGCCGAAGAUCUAAUUGAGAAACUUAAAGCAAAAUUCAAAAUCACAGACAACACGCAUGAGAAUAAAUCCAAGGAUUUUGAUGAAAGUACUUCAACUCGAUUGCCUAUGAUCAGUCCCAAAGUAGCACAAACCGAUAUUCGUAGUGAUCCCAAGGUAAAAAGUCUACUGGACAAAUUGGCUACCUAUUCAAAUUCAAAUGCUGAUAAAGCAUCGGAACUGGCGUCAAGUAUUAAUGAAACUAAAAACAAAGAAAAUAAAAUUGAUGAACUAAUAAAGCAAAUAUCUUUUUACGCUUCUGAAUCACACAAAAGAGUUAACGAAAUCAAUGCCUUCAUCAGUCAGAGUAAGGAAAGUUUGGAGAAAAACAUGAAUGACCACAUAACAAAGCGCCAAGCCCUUCUACAAUCAAUGCAAGAAAGAUUUUCCAUUAAAAUGCGGGAUAUUGCUGAUACAUGCAAAUUAUUGGAACAGGACAGUAAAGAUGUGGAAAGCAAUGAAGAUACCGAAUAAUUUAAGUUACUCAUUCAAAAAAAACUCUUAAUAUAUUUUAAUUAAAUUUUUUGUUUCUUCAUAGAAAACUAUUA
Teleopsis dalmanni is the source of this 1641-nucleotide messenger RNA. RefSeq names its product spindle pole body component 110-like. Lineage: Eukaryota; Metazoa; Arthropoda; Insecta; Diptera; Diopsidae. The coding region runs from base 38 to 1567 and encodes 509 amino acids. The record is from RefSeq and is a predicted model, not a curated record. The transcript is spliced from 2 exons.